This is a messenger RNA of Theobroma umbraticum, 2711 nucleotides long. RefSeq names its product putative inactive receptor kinase At2g26730. Gene Ontology annotation, biological process: protein phosphorylation. Gene Ontology annotation, molecular function: protein binding; ATP binding; protein kinase activity. NCBI's taxonomy places the organism in Eukaryota, Viridiplantae, Streptophyta, Magnoliopsida, Malvales, Malvaceae. The record is from RefSeq and is a predicted model, not a curated record.
UCCACUUUACCAAAAUAAAGAAAAUAGAAAUAAAACGCUGCCCACUAUUGCCAGCAAAGCCAGAGAUCUCCUCUCCUUCUGUUUUAACUCAGCUUUUUUUUUCCCCUUUUGUAACCUCGUGAUACCUUCGAAGCCUCCAUCCCCAUCUCUGUCUCUCUCUCUCUCUCUCCCCCUCUGUCAUUUGUCUUUCUUCUAUGGGUUCUCACCGGAAAAUCGCUUUUGGUUCGGUCCAAACCCGUUCUUACAAGCUGCCUACAAAAUAACAGCCAAGUAGAGCGAAAAAGAACCAUUUUUUCCUCAUUCUUUGUUGUGUUUUGUUUUUCUCCUAAAAUCCCAAAAUGGUAGUAAAAUUUGGCUGUGUUUUUAUAGUUUCAGUUCUGAUAUUAAGUUUGGGAGUAAACUCAGAACCAGUUCAAGACAAGCAAGCUCUCCUUGCGUUCCUUUCAGAGACCAAACACGCGAACCGGAUUCAGUGGAACUCAUCAACCUCAGCCUGCGACUGGGUCGGUGUCAAAUGCGAUGCAAACCGCUCUUUUGUCUACACUCUCCGGCUCCCAGGUGUGGGCCUCGUCGGUUCCAUUCCGCCCAACACAAUCGGCCGGCUAAACCAACUACGAGUUUUAAGUCUCCGAGCAAACCGUUUAUCCGGUGAGAUCCCUGCCGACUUCUCCAACUUGACUCUCCUCCGUAGCCUAUAUUUGCAAGGUAAUGAGUUCAGCGGUCAGUUCCCAUCCAGUGUGACUCGAUUUACCCGUUUGGCACGGCUCGAUCUUUCCUCUAACAAUUUCACCGGUCCAAUUCCUUUCGUGGUCAACAAUUUGACUCUUUUGACCCGACUCUUCUUGCAAAACAACAAAUUUUCCGGUUCUCUCCCAAGCAUCAACUCCGACGGUUUGGUUGAUUUUAACGUUUCUAAUAACAACCUUAACGGUUCAAUCCCCGACACGCUAUCUAAAUUCCCUGAAUCUUCAUUUGCCGGAAACCUCGGGCUUUGCGGUGGCCCACUCCGGCCAUGUAACCCAUUUUUCCCUUCUCCGGCUCCAUCUCCUUCCGAGCCCAUUCCACCAACAACUUCUCGUAAAAGGUCCAAAAAACUUUCCACCGGCGCCAUUAUUGCUAUUGCCGUGGGGUCAGCAGUCAUCGCGUUAUUAUUAUUAUUAUUCCUUAUUCUUUGUCUCCGCAAACGGCAACGGCGGCCACCGAAGCAGCAGAAGCCAGUUACGGCCGCGACACGGGCGGUUCCGCCGGCGGAAGCGGGAACUUCCUCGUCGAAAGAUGAUAUAACGGGAGGGUCAACGGAAGGGGAGAGGAAUAAGCUCGUGUUCUUUGAAGGUGGGGUUUAUAGUUUCGAUUUGGAGGAUUUGUUGAGGGCUUCGGCGGAAGUGUUGGGAAAAGGCAGUGUGGGCACCUCGUACAAGGCUGUGUUAGAAGAAGGGACAACGGUGGUAGUUAAACGGUUAAAAGACGUGGCGGUUAGUAAAAGAGAGUUCGAAAUGCAGAUGGAAAUGUUGGGUAAACUUAAGCAUGAAAAUGUGGUUCCUUUGAGAGCGUUUUAUUACUCCAAAGAUGAGAAAUUGCUCGUUUAUGAUUUCAUGCGCGAUGGUAGCUUGUCUGCCCUGCUUCACGGUAGUAGAGGCUCCGGCCGUACUCCUCUAGACUGGGACAACAGAAUGAGAAUAGCGUUAAGCGCGGCAAGGGGCUUAGCACACCUCCACGUGACGGGGAAGGUGGUCCACGGCAACAUCAAGUCCUCCAACAUCCUCCUCCGGCCGGACCACGAAGCCUGCAUCUCUGACUUCGGUCUCAACCCGCUCUUCGGCAACACCACCCCGCCUAGCCGCGUGGCGGGCUACCGAGCACCUGAAGUAGUGGAAACCCGCAAAGUUACGUUCAAAUCUGACGUGUAUAGCUUCGGAGUGUUAUUGCUGGAGUUACUAACUGGCAAAGCACCAAAUCAAGCAUCGUUAGGGGAAGAGGGGAUUGAUCUUCCUCGUUGGGUUCAAUCCGUGGUCCGCGAGGAAUGGACCGCUGAGGUUUUCGACGUGGAGUUAAUGAGAUAUCACAGCAUUGAGGAGGAAAUGGUGCAGCUGUUGCAAAUUGCAAUGACUUGCGUAUCGACGGUACCUGAUCAAAGACCCGCCAUGGAGGACGUUGUACGAAUGAUUGAAGAUAUGAACAGAGGGGAAACCGAUGACGGAUUACGGCAGUCGUCAGAUGAUCCUUCAAAAGGAUCAGACGGUCAAACUCCUCCCACCGAAUCAAGGACCCACCGAGAUCCGCCACACCUUAGGCAUAAUGUGAACGAAGCAAGGACAGAAAAUUGGAAAGCAACAAGACGGUAUAUGGGGGGUGGGGGUUGGGUUCUCCUUGAAAUCUGCACAAAGCGUAAGUAAAGAGUGAUAGAGUGCGCAGUUGAUUGGGGGAAAAGCAACCAAGGUUUGCCCCUAAUUUGUGUUUUCUCUUUAUUUAUUUUUAUUUAUUUCGUUUCUUGGUUUUAUUUUUUUUCUCUUAAUUUUACUUUGCAAUUAUUUUAUAGGGUGCAUUAGGGGGGAAUUUGAAUUGUUUUUGAUGGAGGGUGGUGGUAGUGGGGACUGGGAAGUUCCAUGAACUGAUUGGAAUUUGACCAUUGAUGGAUUUAGUUGUUUUUCUUUUUAUUUAAUUCUUUCCUUUGUAUCUGUACCUCACAACAAAACAAUCCACCGUGUCCUUAA